Messenger RNA from Lachancea lanzarotensis, 999 nucleotides. RefSeq names its product LALA0S03e10110g1_1. NCBI's taxonomy places the organism in Eukaryota, Fungi, Ascomycota, Saccharomycetes, Saccharomycetales, Saccharomycetaceae. The record is from RefSeq and is a predicted model, not a curated record. Bases 1 to 999 code for a protein of 332 amino acids. The transcript has a single exon. Gene Ontology annotation, molecular function: glutaminyl-peptide cyclotransferase activity; zinc ion binding.
AUGAGAUCAUUAAUUAGGCUUUUACAUAUCUCCACUUUAUUACAUGUCAUAGAAGCCGUACUUGUGGGUCAGGAUUUUUAUGCAAGAACCCUAGACUCCAGACUGAGCCUUCGAAAUAUCGAUUCUCGAAAUCUGCUUCUUCCUUUCAAUGUCACAAGGACCCCUGGAAGCUCGGGAUCUUUCGAAGUCCGAAAGUUCAUGGAAAAUCAUUUCGAGAAUCUCAGUACACACUGGUCAUUCGAAUCAGAUUGUUUCACAGCUAAGGGCCUUGAAUUCUGCAAUUUAGUUUUCACUUUGGGACAAAAUGCCAGCAACUACUUGGUUUUGGCCGCUCAUUAUGACUCGAAGAUUAAGCCAGAGGGCUUCAUUGGAGCCAUAGAUAGCGCUAUAUCCUGCUCUGUUUUACUUUAUGUUUCUGAGUUUUUGAGCAACUUUCUUGAUUACUCUGUCGACCAAUGGUGGUCGGAUAAGAGAAAGCAGUCCCUCGAGGCGUUUGAUGGAGUAAAAAUAGUUUUUUUUGAUGGUGAAGAAGCGCUUGACACCUGGACUGAAGAUGAUUCGAUACACGGUGCUAAACAUCUUGCUGCUGGUUGGAGUUCUAGCGAAAACAUUAACAAUAUUGGGCUGCUCAUUUUGCUUGAUUUACUUGGAAGCAAGGAACAUCUCAGGGUACCUAGUUUCUACUUAAAGUCGAAUGAAGAAUACAAGGCUUUACUGUCCAUUGAAGCUCUAAAUCAGAAGGAAUUGCCGCAUAAAGAAACCCUAUUUGAUGACAGCAUUCUCGGAUACCUGGAAACGAAUCGUGUCAUAGUCGAAGAUGACCACAUUCCAUUUUUGAGUCGCGGCGUCCCUGUUUUGCAUUUGAUCCCCUUGCCAUUUCCUUCGUACUGGCACACAAUAGAAGAUACCUUUGAUAGAGUUGAUGAUACAAAAGUCCAGAAUUGGGCGAUUCUUCUUUGCGAAUAUGUGGCCUCUCGGGUUGCUCCGACAGUAUGGUAA